Molecule: messenger RNA, 1453 nt
Organism: Argentina anserina (silverweed cinquefoil)
Lineage: Eukaryota; Viridiplantae; Streptophyta; Magnoliopsida; Rosales; Rosaceae
Product: MATH domain and coiled-coil domain-containing protein At3g58360-like
Exons: 4
Coding region: 248-1189 (313 amino acids)
Molecular function (GO): protein binding
Source: RefSeq, a predicted model, not a curated record
AGAGACGAAGAGACACGGCUAAUACUGUAGGUAGUGGGAAGUUAUGAUUAACUUUCCCUAAAAAUAAAAGCCGUCUUCGUUUUCAGAGUCAUCGCCAGUUUCCCGAAAUCAAGUUCACUGUACAAUCACAGGUAGCCUUUUGUCUUCUACAAUUGGAAGAUUUCACCGAUUCCUACACAGCCCCUGAUUUAGUCUUCGAUAAAAUUAGCUGGGCUGAGCAGCGAGAGGAGAGAGAUCAGAGAAGAAGAUGGAAAAGAAGGAAGAAGAUGAGUUUGUAUCUGGGACAUUCAAGUGGAAAAUUGAAAAUUUCUCCAACUUGAAGGACCGCAAGUGUUAUUCUGAUAUUUUUGCCAUCGGCGGUUUUAAAUGGCGGGUGCUUCUAUUUCCGAAGGGGAACAGUGUGGACUACAUAUCCUUGUAUUUAGCUGUCGUAGAUCACUCAACAUUGGCGUCUGGGUGGACUAUAUAUGCUAAAUAUAGUUUAACAUUGGUUAAUCAACUUGAUAGUUCCUUGUCAAUAACAAAAGUCACUGAGCAUGAGUUUAAUUCGGAGGAGUCAGACUGGGGAUUCACUUCAUUCAUGCCUUUAAGUCAGAUCCGUGACCUUUCUGAAACCCAUUUUGUAAAUGACAUUUGUAUUGUUGAAGCCGAUGUCUCCAUCCGUAAGUGUGAUAUUAAAAUAUUAGACCAAGAAAGUGGUGAGCUUCUGGAUUUUAAGGGUUUAGGACUUAUAGAGUUGGCUUUUCAUCCACUGUUAGAGGAAGUAUUUUUGUCACACCCUAUUUUGAAAGAGUACCAACAGAAAAGAAGUCGUACGUUUGUGGAAUGUGCAUUUACAACAUUUGGUCGACUCCUUCAUUUCCUGAAGACUACGAAGGUGAAGGACUUGAACCAAGAUGGCUAUGAGAGGCUUCAGCUUUUGUGGGAGGAGCUCGAGACCUUUAAAUUUGACCUGGCUUGGCUGCAGCCUCAUGUUGAAUCUGUUUUUGGUAUGAAGAACAUGGCAGGAAGAGUGGGCAGAAUGAGAGAAGAUGUCAAUAUUUUGGAGGAUGAAAUAAAGAGGCGGAGGGCUAUGCUUGCAGCUGCAGAGUUAGACCUUGAGAAAGCAAAAGAAGAUUUGGCAAAGGCAGAACAGGGGUUUUACAAGGCAGUUGAUGUGGAUUGUGUAAUUGGCUAUCCGUUGGCUUAAAUGUAGAAUUUGAAUGUUAUCCAGUCAAGUACUAUCUUGUUCAAUUAAGACUCAGUUAUGUUAUGUUUGCUUUCUUUUACUUCCAGUAGGAUCAGACCAGUAUGUUCUGAGUUGUUUGCAUUUAAAAUAUAAUGCUUUGUAAUCGUCAUUACUUCAUUUCAUUCUCGUUGAGCUUUUGUUAUCAUAUCCAUGCACGUAUUUUCUACUCUAAUGAUUCACUUGUGUUAAGUUCUGUAAUUCAAGAACUCUGAAUUUCUCGCUUUA